AUGAAGCAUAGAGCUGCAACUAAUAGUUUAAAUCAAAAGGAGAACGAGAAAUACAUUGGGAAUCAAUAUGCCCUCAAGUCCAGACCACCCUUGCAAUAGGAAUUACUGAUGAACCUGAAGAAUCAACAACUGAAGAAUUUAGAUGCAAUUAGUUAAAUUCUACAAUCGAAAUUUUGUAAAGUAGAGAAACGAGACAAUGUUGAAUACUUCAAAUUUGAUUUCAAGCAACAGAACAUUUGUGAUCGAGUGAAGUUCUUAAUCAAUCAACCAGACGAUGAUACAAAUAAAACUGAAUAAUUCAAGGCAUAAUAUAAGGUGGGUAGUCGAAUAGGUCAAGGUGCAUAUGCUGCAGUGAGAGUUGCUAUCCAAAUAGAGAGUGAUACAAAAGUGGCAAUAAAAAUAUAUGAAAAAACUAAGAUUAAAGAUUUGCAGAGGAGGAAAGGAGUGAGAAGAGAAAUUGAAAUAUUGGAGAAAUUAGAUCAUCCGAAUAUUGUUAAGAUCCUAGACACAGUGGAAUCAAAUAACCAUGUGAAUAUAAUAUUGGAAUACGUUAGCGGUAGUUCAUUACACCAUUUGGUUAGAAAGUAACCGGAACGAAGAUUGGAAGAGGAAAUUGCCAAAGGAAUAUUCAAAUAAAUUCUAGAUGCAAUUCAAUAUUGUCAUUCCAAGAACAUUGCACAUAGAGACAUCAAAUUAGAAAAUAUCUUGUUAGACGGACUUACUCCUAAAUUGAUAGAUUUUGGAUUUUCAACUUCUUUUCCCAUUGAUAAGAAAGUCAAAAUGUUUUGUGGCACUCCAAGUUACAUGGCUCCAGAAAUAGUUACAAGAUAAGAAUACAGAGGAGACAAGUCAGAUGUCUGGGCAUUAGGAGUUGUGCUAUUCACUAUGCUCUAAGGAGUAUUUCCAUUUAAAGGGGACACUGAUUAAGAAUUGUAUAGUAGAAUCCAAUCAGGAGAAUUUACCAUCAUUCAUGAUAUAUCCAAAGAAGCUAUUGCAUUAUUGUAUGGGAUGUUGACCAUUGAUCCAGAUGAAAGACCAACUGUUGUGGAAUUGCUGAAUUAUCCAUGGUUUAAAAAAUAUCAAUAAAAUUUGGAAACAGAAGAACUCAAGAAGAAACAUAAAUUGCCUGAAGAUUUAAUUGAAGAUCUCAAUACAAUCACCAAAAAUAUGUCCUAUAUUACUCCUACUAGUUAGAUUAAGCAACAGUUUUAUUUUGAUUUCUCUCAUCUUAAAAACAACUCCAAAUAAAAUAAUACUAAAGCUAUCAUUCCAAAACCUAGUUAUUUCACUACUACAAAUGCUUAAGCCAAACAAAGAGAACCUCAGUUUUUUAAAGUUGAUAGAAUUCUUACCAAAAAUGAACGACACACCACCACUCAUUCCAAAGAAAGAUAACCUACACUAUCUAAAGAAAGACAAUCAUCUUAUAGUUUUGAAUCUAGUAGAGGUUUAUCUUAGAAAAAGAAUCCUCACUAAUUGACUGUUCAUCCUAGUUUCAUUCCAAGCGAAAAGAGUUUCAACUCUGUCAAGAGUCCAUCAGUAGGUAUGACAGAAAAACGUUCUUUCAAUUUUAUUUAUAAUUGA
Messenger RNA from Paramecium tetraurelia, 1584 nucleotides. RefSeq lists its product as uncharacterized. NCBI's taxonomy places the organism in Eukaryota, Ciliophora, Oligohymenophorea, Peniculida, Parameciidae. Gene Ontology annotation, biological process: protein phosphorylation; intracellular signal transduction. The transcript has 3 exons. Gene Ontology annotation, molecular function: ATP binding; protein serine/threonine kinase activity. The record is from RefSeq and is a predicted model, not a curated record. Gene Ontology annotation, cellular component: cytoplasm.